Guillardia theta CCMP2712 is the source of this 569-nucleotide messenger RNA. RefSeq lists its product as hypothetical. The transcript has 5 exons. Lineage: Eukaryota; Cryptophyceae; Pyrenomonadales; Geminigeraceae. The coding region runs from base 7 to 507 and encodes 166 amino acids. The record is from RefSeq and is a predicted model, not a curated record.
GGCAACAUGCGAAUGGUCACAGAUGCGACAUGGGUAGCGAGGUGUCUGGCGAUGGCGGCGGGUGUGCUUGUGCUGGUAGCGAUAACUUCGUCCUCAUGGCGCAAGUCCAAGACAGCCCUCAUACAGUAUGAGCUUGCCAAGCCCAUGUGGCUGGUGAGGGCGAGGCCGAACAUGCGGCGAGGCAGACAAGUUCUUGUUCCUCUCACGAUGUUGGUGUGCCCUCCGGAUGACCCUCAUUGCGGUUAUGGCGGAGUCGAUACCUCGCCGGAAGCGUACGCUGAUCCCAGUCCACUUGCCAUUAUCGGCGAGCAGUGCCAGGAAGAGCACAGGUGGAAUUGUCCAUUUCCUGGACCCAUCAACUACGGCCCAGACUCUCCUGCAAUCUGGUUGCCCGAAGACGAUCUGCUUGAUGAUCCCACGUUGGUUCGAAAAGUUUGGCCUGACUAUCCGCCACCAAAAGCUUCUAGUGAGAUGGGAUAUCCUGUGAUGCUGAACUUUGUAAAGUAGCUCUCCAAUAACUUGCACAAAUUAUUCGCCAUGACGUGACGGAGCGGAUGUGUAGACUGAUU